AUGGAAAGAACUGAGGUGUCUUCUGUACAUGGGCCAGCUGCCCACAAUGAGAGUAAUACUUGUGUACCUUCAUUGAUUGAAAAUUUAUACUCCCUUAAUCUCCAAUCCUUACCACAGCUUGCUCCUGAGACGAAGGCUGUCAUCCACUGGAUUAUGGAUAUUCCCUUUGUGCUCUCUGCCAAUCUCCACGGAGGGGACCUGGUGGCCAAUUACCCAUAUGAUGAGACGCGGAGCGGCAGUGCUCAUGAAUAUAGCUCCUGCCCAGACGACGCCGUUUUCCAGAACUUGGCUCGGGCAUACUCUGCUUACAACCCUGCCAUGUCGGAUCCCAACCGGCCGCCCUGUCGCAAGAAUGACGACGACAGCAUCUUUGUGGAUGGGACAACCAAUGGUGGGGCUUGGUACAGCGUGCCUGGGGGAAUGCAAGACUUCAACUACCUGAGCAGCAACUGUUUUGAGAUCACGGUGGAGCUUAGCUGUGAAAAGUUCCCCCCAGAAGAGACCCUGAAGAGCUACUGGGAGGAUAACAAAAACUCCCUCAUUAAUUACCUUGAGCAGAUACAUCGAGGAGUGAAAGGAUUCGUCCGAGACCUGCAGGGUAACCCACUCGCGAACGCCACCGUCUCCGUGGAAGGCAUAGACCACGACGUCACAUCUGCAAAGGACGGCGACUACUGGAGACUUCUUGUACCUGGAAACUAUAAACUCACGGCCUCAGCCCCAGGCUAUCUGGCAAUAACGAAGAAAGUGGCAGUGCCCUACAGCCCUGCGGUGGUGGUCGAUUUUGAACUGGAGUCAUUUUCUCAAAGGAAAGAAGAAGAGAAGGAAGAGUUAAUGGAGUGGUGGAAAAUGAUGUCUGAAACUUUAAAUUUUUAAAAGGCUUCCACUUAGCUGCUUUCAAUCUAUCUAUAUGAUGUAGAACAAUGUAAUGUGGCCACUUUAUUUUAGAUUUUGUGCAGUUACUAUUUCACAUGGAUUUAUUUUUAAUCAUUUAAGUAUUAAUCGAUAUUACUUAAAAUAAAUAGACUCUUAGGUAAAAAUAUAAGAACUUGACUCAUUUCAUUCUCUUAUAUAGCAUUCAUUUCCCUACAUAUAUUAGACAAAAGACUGCAGAAAAGAUCUAAGUAUCCUUGCCAACGUAGGUCCCGAUUCAGUAUUGCAGGUGUUAUUUGUAAUACAAAACUUUUUGGCUAAUUCUAGCUUUUAAAAAUUAGUGAAGUUCUUUUAAUGUAAUCGGUGACAGCGUCACAUAAUGAAUGUCAUUGAAAAAGUCAACAGCUGUACCUUUGGCAUUGUGAGCUCUCUAUCGUAAGAAUUAAAUAGUUCAAUACACAUUGUCAUUUGUCUCUUGUGUUGACUAGCUUCAUAAGCAUGAUCCUGGUAAUGCAUUUUUGAUGGGAAGAAAAUGUACAUCUCUACCAAGAGAUUUUAUGAACACAGUGGAGCUUGACUUGCUUAUAAAUAUGGGGGCAGUGGUGUUAUGUUAAUCAGUCUGUUAACACUACUUCAGAGUUUGGGGUUCUCUGUUGGUUAUAGAUUGGCCCAGAAUUGCAUUCUGAAUGAAUAAAAGUUAAAAAA
Octodon degus (degu) is the source of this 1578-nucleotide messenger RNA. RefSeq names its product carboxypeptidase E (gene Cpe). Lineage: Eukaryota; Metazoa; Chordata; Mammalia; Rodentia; Octodontidae. Gene Ontology annotation, molecular function: zinc ion binding; metallocarboxypeptidase activity. The record is from RefSeq and is a predicted model, not a curated record. The transcript is spliced from 6 exons. The coding region runs from base 1 to 876 and encodes 291 amino acids. Gene Ontology annotation, biological process: proteolysis.